GGUGUCCAAAAGCAGGCUACGUCCGUUCUAAUGGAGUUUGCUACAAGGCCUUUGCUGAGUCUAAGACGUAUGCUGCUGCCAAACAGACGUGUGCGGCAGACGGGGGACUGCUAGCCAUGCCGAAGAAUGGCGCGAUCAACACUUUCAUCUACAACCUGGCAGGAGGUGGAAAUCAACAUCGUUGGAUUGGUCUGACUGACGCCACGGUCGAAGGGCAGUGGGUAUUUGAAGACGGCCAAGCCCUGGCGUCUACCGGCUAUACCAACUGGGGCCCCGUGUGUCCAAUAUCCGGCUACGUCCGUUCUAAUGGAGUUUGCUACAAGGCCUUUGCUGAGUCUAAGACGUAUGCUGCUGCCAAACAGACGUGUGCGGCAGACGGGGGACUGCUAGCCAUGCCGAAGAAUGGCGCGAUCAACACUUUCAUCUACAACCUGGCAGGAGGUGGAAAUCAACAUCGUUGGAUUGGUCUGACUGACGCCACGGUCGAAGGGCAGUGGGUAUUUGAAGACGGCCAAGCCCUGGCGUCUACCGGCUAUACCAACUGGGGUCCCGGGACGGAGACGUGGUUUUCAAGAAGACCCUACAUUUCGAUGUGUCUCCAUGUAGUUAACGGAGGUUGGUCGAGUUGGGGCGGAUGGUCUAGCUGCAGCGUGACGUGUGGGACCGGGAGCCAGUCUCGGAGUAGAACCUGCACCAACCCUGCACCAGCUUACGGUGGGGCGAACUGUGUCGGGCAGUCUCGGGAGACACGACAAUGCAACGCGGGGUCUUGUCCAGUUAACGGAGGUUGGUCGAGUUGGGGCGGAUGGUCUAGCUGCAGCGUGACGUGUGGGUCCGGGAGCCAGUCUCGGAGUAGAACCUGCACCAACCCUGCACCAGCCUUCGGAGGGGCGAACUGUGCCGGGCAGUCUCGAGAGACACGACAAUGCAACGCGGGGUCUUGUCCAGUUAACGGAGGUUGGUCGAGUUGGGGCGGAUGGUCUAGCUGCAGCGUGACGUGUGGGUCCGGGAGCCAGUCUCGGAGUAGAACCUGCACCAACCCUGCACCAGCCUACGGUGGGGCGAACUGUGUCGGGCAGUCUCGGGAGACACGACAAUGCAACGCGGGGUUUUGUCCAGUUAACGGAGGUUGGUCGAGUUGGGGCGGAUGGUCUAGCUGCAGCGUGACGUGUGGGUCCGGGAGCCAGUAUCGGAGUAAAACCUGCACCAACCCUGCACCAGCGAACGGAGGUGCGAACUGUGCCGGGCAGUCUGGAGAGACACGACAAUGCAACGCGGGGUCUUGUCCAG
Messenger RNA from Branchiostoma belcheri (Belcher's lancelet), 1290 nucleotides. RefSeq names its product coadhesin-like. The transcript has 6 exons. The record is from RefSeq and is a predicted model, not a curated record. Lineage: Eukaryota; Metazoa; Chordata; Leptocardii; Amphioxiformes; Branchiostomatidae. The annotation marks the transcript as partial.